ACUUUCUCCUACUCGUGAACAAAAUUGUAAUGGACGAAAUCGUCGCCAGCAGUUCUAAGCUCGAAGGGAACCGCGUGUUGGAUGAAGGAGACAUCUUGGAGGCAGAUCGGGAAGAAAGCAUCUCCGAAGAGGAUGAGCUCCCGGUGGGAAUGGACCCGCAAGGUUUCUCUGGUCCGAAAACAAUCAAGCCUCUAUCUCGUGAAGCCCUGGCAGCCUUCCAAGCUGCCCAAGAUCGUGCUGGUGUCAUCUACAUCUCCCGGAUUCCUCCGGGCAUGCGUCCGACCAAAGUCCGACACUUGAUGAGUGCCCAUGGCGAGGUCGGCAGAGUAUAUCUCCAACAAGAAGACGCCAAACGUGCUUACCUGCGGCGGAAAUUCACGUCCACAAAAAAAGCUCACUUCACCGAGGGUUGGGUCGAGUUUAAAGACAAAAAGGUGGCUCGGAUCGUAGCGGGGAUGUUGAACGCACAGCCUAUUGGAGGAAAGAAGGGCACCCGAUGGAGGGACGAUGUCUGGACCAUGAAAUAUCUUCCCAAGUUCAAGUGGACAAUGCUCACUGAGCAGAUCG
Molecule: messenger RNA, 567 nt
Organism: Mycena citricolor
Lineage: Eukaryota; Fungi; Basidiomycota; Agaricomycetes; Agaricales; Mycenaceae
Source: the annotation of a GenBank genome assembly